GGACAUCUUAUAAAAAAUCCUUUGAAGGUAGCACCGAGUCAGUAUAGUAAACUUGCUGCUGGUAUUGAGCUCGUGUGAUAGGUAAUACACGCAGUGACUGUAGUUAGGACCUUAAAACACAACUAUCCGGACUUUGGAAACUUUUCAGGACUAUCUUCUACCAGCUAACUCCGACUGCGUCAAACAUGAACCCCACGCUGUUCGUGCUCGUGUUCCUGGUGUCUGCGGCAGCCGCUGAGUCGAUACGGGAGACAGAAACCAUGGACCGAAGAGGAUUUUAUGAAGAUAUUGAAGCCUCUGGAAAUUAUGAUGACGAUGAAGAUAUUGAUGAAAGCACAUAUACCACGGACUCCAAAGAUUCUGAUUACGAUUCUUAUGAGUCAUCUGGUUCUGGCGAUUCAGAUGAAGAGGAAUCCACUGUGGACAUAACUACUACUUUGGGUAACAGAAUUCCUGAAGAUGACAUAAUGCCAAAGGAUAAAAAUGACUAUGAUGUGAGCGACACCAAUGAUAUAAUUAUUCCAAGGAAAACAAGUGAUCAGGGGAAUCUUGAACCAUCAAAUGAAAUCUCAAUGGCAAGCACUGGUAACGGAGGCUUCUUCAACAGAAAAGAAGUUGUGGUUGCUCUUGUCGCAGGUACACUUGUUGGCCUAGUAUUUGCAGUGUUGAUAAUCGUUGUCUUGGUUAUGCGUCUGCAAAAGAAAGAUGUAAAUGGCUGCGAUUCUGUCAAGAAACCAAUCUACAAGAAGGCUCCAACAAUUGAGGCUUAAACGACCCUCAUUCUGAUGAGACUGAUAAAAGCAUUUGAAAGCUGAGAAAUUCUUGUCUUACUACAAAUGCAUCCACGUUCCUGAUAUCUAAAAGUGAUUUUUACAAAAUCUUUUAUGAGAGUUUGACUAAAUAUCAAAAAGCAUACGCUGGUCAUAACCUCUUAAAACACAAACAUUCCCAGUUUUUUUUAUUUUUUUAUUUUUUUUAUUUUUUUUUUAAAUCCAGAGGUACUUGUGGGGAAAAAAACACCAUACACUAAGUUAAGAAGGACCUUUGUGCCGCCACCCAUACUUAAACACUAAUUCGUAUAGGUUAAGAGUAAUUUAAUGGUCACUGUACUGAAAAAAAAAUUUUAUAUGUAUACUAUGUAAUUUUUUUUUUUCUCUUGCAUUCUGCUGUAGGUAUAUAAUGUAUACCUGGUAAUAUACAGGAGUUGCUCUAAAAAUGCUCCUGCUUGCCUCCUUGUUUCAGGGAACAAAAUAACCAGCUACAACGUAAACAUUUUUUAAUCAAGGCAAAAUAAGGAGCAAUGUACACAAUCCACUAUGUAAUGGUACUAUUUUGACAAAUACAAAUCUUCUAUAAAAGCCAGUAUAGCAUCUGACUAGG
Molecule: messenger RNA, 1380 nt
Organism: Pelobates fuscus (common spadefoot toad)
Lineage: Eukaryota; Metazoa; Chordata; Amphibia; Anura; Pelobatidae
Product: syndecan 4-B-like
Exons: 5
Coding region: 186-770 (194 amino acids)
Biological process (GO): cell migration
Cellular component (GO): membrane; cell surface
Source: RefSeq, a predicted model, not a curated record